Messenger RNA from Linum tenue, 234 nucleotides. The record is from the annotation of a GenBank genome assembly. NCBI's taxonomy places the organism in Eukaryota, Viridiplantae, Streptophyta, Magnoliopsida, Malpighiales, Linaceae.
AUGAGUUUGAAUUGUCUGACUUGCCAAUCUUUGACGAGGACGGACUCGGAACGAGAGUAUGAGAAAAUUCCAAAGAUGGUGAAGAAAAAUUCUCGACGUGUGAAUAACGGUGCAGCCAUUACUUUCAAUUCAGAUGGUGUCGAGCCCAAGUUGAUAAGGAGCUCUGGGAUGAGAAGAGAUUGGAGUUUUGAGAAUUUGAGAGCAGCCGGUAAGAAUUACCUAUUCGAAUUGUGA